Messenger RNA from Ostrinia nubilalis (European corn borer), 1348 nucleotides. RefSeq names its product putative nuclease HARBI1. Bases 270 to 1325 code for a protein of 351 amino acids. The transcript is spliced from 5 exons. The record is from RefSeq and is a predicted model, not a curated record. NCBI's taxonomy places the organism in Eukaryota, Metazoa, Arthropoda, Insecta, Lepidoptera, Crambidae.
ACUUACGGUCUUAUUCAUAAUCAUUUUUCACAUUUUAUCAAAUGCUUAUUAGAGGUUUAUAAAACGUUUGAUAAAAAUUGUUAUUCAUAAUCGUCAUUUAGCGCUAAAAUCCUCUUAUAACUGUGUGAUAAGUUAUCGAGAGCUCGGGCCUUGUUUAAAGCUCUAAUAAACCUAUUUUAACCUAACUUUUAUAAAUGUCAUUUCAUAUGAAUGUCACUUCGUUGGUUUAUUUAUUCAAAAUAUCCUUGCUGUGAUCCUUGCUUGUGAAAAUGAAUGCUAUAAAUGCAAUUGUGCAUUUAGCCAAUAAUGCCGACCCAGCGCGACGUAGAAAGCUCUACCGCCAACGAAGCAACCCAUUCGAUUUGCGGGACCUAAAUUUUAAAAUAAAAUAUAGGUUCAAUAAGGACACAGUGCGCACCAUCAUAGAUUUGGUGGAAGAUGAUCUGGUUCAGAGCGCUAGAGGUGGUGGCACGUGUCCUGAACUGCAAGUUUUAGUGGCCAUAAGAUGUUGGGGACGUCGUGAGGUACAAGAUGAUGCUGGUGACCUCCAUGGCCUAAGUCAGCCGACAGUGAGCCGGAUAUGCGCCAGAGUCGCGCAUGCAAUCGCGAAUAAGGCAAAUUCCUUCAUCAAAAUGCCUAUCACUAUAGGAGAGCAGGAAAGAAUUAGUGCCAAAUUUAGAGCAAUUAAAAAUUUUCCUGGGGUGAUAGGAGCCAUAGAUUGCACCCACAUUAAAAUUAAAAAAACCGGAGGUGACAUGGCCCAGUACUAUAUUAAUAGAAAAGGCUAUUAUUCCCUGAAUGUUCAGGUUGUCUGUGAUGCUGACCUCAAAAUAAUGGAUAUAGUGGCUAGAUGGCGAGGCAGUACACAUGACAGUCGAAUUUUUAUGGAGAGCAAUAUAAAACAACGAUUUGAGGAUAGGCAGUUUAGAGGACGCCUUAUUGGCGAUUCGGGCUACCCUCUUCUGCCAUAUCUAUUUACACCUAUUUUAAGGCCUAGUCGUCCAGAAGAAGAAGCAUACAAUAAUGCUCACAUCUCAACUAGGAACACUGUUGAAAGGUGUUUUGGGGUGUGGAAGCAGCGGUUCCAAUGCCUACUCCAUGGCUUACCAGUAAGCCUCCAAAAUGGAAAAGCUGUGAUCAUAGCAUUGGCUGUAUUACAUAAUAUAGCCAUUGAUAUGAAUGACACAUUGUUAGAACAACAUAUGGAGCAGGUCCCUGUAACUCCGCAACUUUCGACGGAGAACAGUGUUCACGACAACCGACCUUCAUUGUUGAGGCGUAGGUCGCAGUUGAUACUACAAAAUUUUAUAAAUCAACAUUUUUGAAUGAUACUGUUCCUGGCAUCUUA